UGCGACAUGAAAAGCAUGGUUAUCAUGUGACGGGAAGAUGCUUCUGAGGACGGUUCGGCGUUUGUGCCUGGGGAACUCGAACUUCUAUAGUGGUUUUAAACGGGCAGUGAGUUCGCGCUGCCUGCCAGCUGCCAACCACAGGGGCUUCAGAGGAACUCUGGUAUGGGGUGUCCCCAUCAGUGCCAACAGCAGGUGCCGCAGUGCCACACAUCGAGUUAUAUUAACCUCUGGCAUACAGCGUAGGUCAUGUGACAACAACAAGAAGAGCUCUCCCUUCAUGCUGGCGGCUGCUGCAGCAUUUUCUCUUUUCUCUAAACUUAUUGACAAGGAUGAUGAAGGGCUUACAGAAUCAGAAAAAAAUAUAGUUUACCUUCUUAAGACUGCCAAGCUGAGUAUAAUGAAAGGCGAGAUGGAAGAAGCAGAAGACAUUUUACACAAGACCCUUCAUCUGGCUCAAGAAUGUGAUAGCACGCGGGCCAUUACUUACACUUAUGAUCUGAUGGCAAACCUGGCAUUUUUGAGAGGCAACUAUGAAAGUGCAGAAAAGUUAUUCAAGACCACUAUGGUGUAUAUGCUGGAUGGAGGUAUCAAACAGGAUGACAAUAAAUUUAUUGAGGUAUCACUCAAGCUGGCUAGUAUCUACGCUGUAUUGAACCAGAAGGACUUGGCAGUGGCGGGUUUCCAGUUUUGCAUCUUGAGUCUGGAUGAAAAAAUUGAGAAGGAAAAAGAUCUGCCAGAGGAGGUCCAGACAGCAGAGGAGAGGAAAAACACACGCCUUCUUUUAGGGCUCUGUCUGGAUUCGUAUGCACGUUACCUAGUAGCAAACAAGCAGCUGGUGUAUGCUCAGACCAUGUAUGAGAAAGCCCUACAGAUCUGCAUAGAGGAACAAGGGGAGCUGCACCCACAGACUGUGACUCUUCUCAGUGACUUGGCCUCCGUGAUGGAAGCACAGGGCCACUAUGAUGAAGCUUAUGCUUUUGUGAAUCAAGCUCUUGGUUUGGCUGAAAAAAUUGAACACCCUAAUCACCAUGUCAUACUCAGUAACUUGGCAAUGAUCCUCAUGCAUCAAGGGUCGGAUCACUUAGCAGAUACUGAGCGGAUUUUUAAGCAGGCUCUGGCAAAGGCGGAGGAGAAAAAGGACUCUGAGUCUAUUCAGUAUAUUAAGGAAGGGCUGUCUGAAGUGGCUAGGAGGCAGGAGAAAAAUAAAACCCAAAAUACAUAGCAAUCCCUUUCAGCUACAAAAUAGCCAGCAGACAACGAUAUUCCAUUGCACAAAUGGGUUUGGACAUGUAAGAUGCUAUUUGCUAGACUUGUGGGGACUGGAAAAAAAUAUAAAUUAUUGGUUUUAAAGUAAAUAAAUAUUGGUUAUAAUUUG
This is a messenger RNA of Pseudophryne corroboree (corroboree frog), 1375 nucleotides long. It is a transcript of the gene TTC19, whose product is annotated as tetratricopeptide repeat domain 19. The record is from RefSeq and is a predicted model, not a curated record. Gene Ontology annotation, molecular function: protein binding. The transcript is spliced from 10 exons. Gene Ontology annotation, cellular component: mitochondrial inner membrane. Gene Ontology annotation, biological process: mitochondrial respiratory chain complex III assembly. Bases 38 to 1222 code for a protein of 394 amino acids. NCBI's taxonomy places the organism in Eukaryota, Metazoa, Chordata, Amphibia, Anura, Myobatrachidae.